Molecule: messenger RNA, 2950 nt
Organism: Gymnogyps californianus (California condor)
Lineage: Eukaryota; Metazoa; Chordata; Aves; Accipitriformes; Cathartidae
Gene: SLC7A4
Product: solute carrier family 7 member 4
Exons: 4
Coding region: 37-1998 (653 amino acids)
Biological process (GO): amino acid transport; transmembrane transport
Cellular component (GO): plasma membrane
Molecular function (GO): amino acid transmembrane transporter activity
Source: RefSeq, a predicted model, not a curated record
UCACCCUGCCAGAGGGCAGGGCCCGCUGCCUCCAGGAUGGCGAGAUGGCUGCCUCGCUCCACCGACCUGACCCGCUUCUGCCAGAAACUCAACCGGCUGAAGACCUUGGAGGAUGACAUGAUGGAGACAUCCUUCAACAGAUGCCUUUCCACCAUCGACUUGACGCUGCUGGGUAUCGGGGGCAUGGUGGGCUCCGGGCUGUACGUCCUCACAGGCACCGUGGCCAAGGAGAUCGCUGGCCCCGCCGUCAUCGUCUCCUUCAUCAUUGCUGGCUUUGCCUCACUCCUGGCUGCUCUCUGCUAUGCCGAGUUUGGAGCCCGGGUACCCAAGACAGGCUCUGCGUACAUGUUCACCUACGUGUCCGUGGGUGAGAUCUGGGCCUUCCUCAUCGGCUGGAACGUGCUGCUGGAGUACAUGAUUGGGGGAGCCGCGGUGGCCAGGGCCUGGAGCGGCUACCUGGACUCCAUCUUCAACCACAAGAUAAAGAACUUCACCGAGACCCACGUGGGCACCUGGCAGGUGCCGUUCCUGGCCCGCUACCCCGACUUUCUGGCGGCCGCCAUCCUGCUGGUAGCCACCGCCUUCAUCUCCUUCGGGGCCAAAGUGUCCUCCUGGCUCAACCACGUCUUCUCGGCCAUCAGCAUGGGUGUCAUCCUCUUCAUUCUCAUCAUGGGCUUCAUCCUCGCGCAGCCCAAGAACUGGAGUGCCCAGGAGGGUGGCUUCGCCCCGUACGGGCUGUCGGGCAUCAUGGCCGGCACAGCCACCUGCUUCUACGCCUUCGUGGGCUUCGACGUCAUCGCGGCCUCCAGCGAAGAGGCCAGGAACCCGCAGAGAGCUGUCCCCAGGGCCAUCGCUUUCUCCUUGGGACUGGCCACCGGGGCCUACAUCCUAGUGUCGGUGGUGCUGACGCUGAUGGUGCCCUGGCACACGCUGGACCCCGACUCUGCCCUGGCAGAUGCGUUUUACAGGAGGGGCUAUGCCUGGGCAGGGUUCCUGGUGGCCGCUGGCUCCAUCUGUGCAAUGAACACGGUCCUGUUGAGCAACCUCUUCUCCCUGCCACGCAUCGUCUACGCCAUGGCUGAGGACGGGCUCUUCUUUCGGGUCUUCUCCCGAGUGCAUCCGCGCACGCAGGUGCCCGUCGUCGGCAUCGUGGUCUUCGGGGUGCUCAUGGCCCUGCUGGCCCUCGUCUUCGACCUGGAGGCCCUGGUGCAGUUCCUGUCCAUCGGCACGCUGCUGGCCUACACCUUCGUGGCUGCUAGCAUCAUCGUCCUGCGCUUCCAGCAGCAGAAGGUGGAUGUCCCCGCGCCGGCAGCCGGUGGCCGGCCCAGCCCCGAGCCCCACGAGGGUCCGUCUGCCGGCGAGCUGAAGGAGUACGAGUCGUUCUCCGACAAGCUCCAGCUGGUGGACAGGGACAAGAGCAAAGAGCAGCGGGAGCCAGGGCAGCUGAAGGCAGCUUUUGAGCCCUACCUGGAGUUCCUCAGUGACUUCUACCCGGGCGAGGUGGUCACAGUGGCCGUGGUGACCCUGAUGGUGUCCGCCAUCUGCCUCUGCUCCAUCCUGGUGUUCGGCAACACCCACCUCCACCUGCCCACCUGGAGCUACUCCCUGCUGCUGGUCCUUUUCAGCCUGGGCUUCCUGCUCAGCCUCCUCCUCAUCUGGGCGCACGAGCAGCAGCGUGGCACGCAGACCUUCCAGAUCCCCCUGGUACCCCUCUCCCCAGCACUGAGCAUCGUCCUCAAUAUCUAUCUGAUGCUGAAGCUCAGCUACAUGACAUGGCUCCGCUUCGCCGUCUGGCUGCUCUUAGGCCUGCUCGUGUACUUCGGUUACGGCAUCUGGCACAGCAAGGAGAACCUGCGGGAGCCCAAGCCGCAGCGCGUCAGCGCCCGCUACGUGGUGUUCCCCAGCGGCAGCCUGGAGGAGAGGGUGCAGGCGGUGCAGCCCAGCUCCCAGCCCGCCGCUGGGCUGCCGGACACCGACACCGACGACUGCAAGAGAUGACACCCCAGGGGACGGGGGCGCCUGGCUAUGGGAGCAUCUGACCCCCUCCCCACAGCGAGGCCAGAGACCCCCCCCUCCUCCUCCUGGUCCCUUUGACAGCGGAGCCACUGGGGCUGCCCUGGGCGUGUGGCUCCAUCUGGAGAUGACGAAGAUGCUCGCCCUUCCCCACCCGCUCCCCACAGAGCGUGGGGGGGUCUGGCUGCCUCCCUCCCCAUCCCCAGCACUCAGGAACUGGGUCUCAGCCCCCUCAGCCCAGUGCCUGCCCUGCUCACGAGGAGCCGCGUCCUUGCCACCUUCCCCCAAGUGCACCCAGGCGCUGUGCAGCAAAAUCUCCUUUCCGCUGGCCUCUCUGCGCAGCCAGGGAUGCAGAGGGAUGCAGAGGGUCCUCAGGGACCAGGGCAGGCAGCCCAACACUGCACGUCCUGGGUCUCAUCCCGGCUGCAGCGUGGGCUCUUGCUGCAGCCCUGCGGAGCCCCCCCCUGCCUCUUGCUGAGCCCGCCUGCAGAAGGAGGCAGGGGCCAAAUGCGCUUCCCCACCAGCAGCCCUGCCGUCCCCAUCCCCAGGGCCACUCUCCUAAAAGACUGGGGCUGAGGAGGCUGAGGAGCAGCUGGGGACAUGAGAUGGACGAGGGACAUGGCCAGAGCGAGUGGCUGGGCAGGGACCCCGGGAAAGGCAGUGCCGGCUGGCACGGCAGAAGCCCAACUGCAUCUUCGCAGCCACUGCCAUCGGCUGUUUCAGGGUGGGCUGGGGGCCGUGCCCGGCUGGAAGCCCGCCUGUAAGCUUAUGCCAGGGCCAGGCUCUUGCCCCAGCCCUGAGCUGGGUGUGGGCGUUUGGGACCCCAGAUUUGUUGCCUUGUCCCCGGAGCUCCCCAGCGGCAUCCCUGGGCUGGGCUGCCUGGAGCCGGCUCCCCCCUUCCCCUGCACCCCAGCAGCGCAGCCUGCACUGCCACCUG